Messenger RNA from Lecanosticta acicola, 1270 nucleotides. NCBI's taxonomy places the organism in Eukaryota, Fungi, Ascomycota, Dothideomycetes, Mycosphaerellales, Mycosphaerellaceae. The record is from the annotation of a GenBank genome assembly.
AUGGCCGACUCGCUGUUCAAACGAGUGAACAAUGCCGUCUACAACAAUCCGCCGACCGCCAACGGCAGGACCGCUGACAUUCACAUCACCGAGCAUGGUUCUGACGUGAGUUAUCGUAUUCAGUCGGCUUGAUGUGAGAGAGGCUUCGCUAAUUCACGCGCAGUACUACUUUGCUCUCUGCGCCUUCUUUGGCUUCAUGGGUAUCGUGUUCAUGGGCAGUUCUCUGACCAAGCGUCGAACGGACCGAGUCUUCUUCUACAUUGCCGCUGGCAUCAACUUCAUCGCCAGCAUAUCGUACUACACCAUGGGGUCCAACCUGGGAAUGACGCCCAUUGCGGUCGAAUUCCAGCACCCGUGCUCGACUGGACCACGUGUUUGCGGUAAUGAGCGAGAGGUCUUUUGGGUUCGAUAUGUCGACUGGUAUAGUCCAAUGUCCCUCCCACGGGCGAGUGAAUGAAUGCAGCUGAAGAUCGAUGUCCAGGGCCAUCACCACCCCCAUGAUCCUCCUGGAAGUUCUGCUCACCUCGGGCAUGCCCGCCCCGACGAUCCUGUUCGCGAUGUUCAUGGACGAAAUAAUGAUAAUCAUGGGCCUUGUCGGAGCGGUGACGGUCACGGGUUACAAAUGGGGUUGGUCCAUCUCGCCGAGAGUUUCAAGGUGUGCGCACUGACCUCGGAUCAGGUUUCUUUGCCUUUGGCUGCGCGGCCAUGUUCUUCGUCUUCUGGAUCUUGAUCUGGCAAGGGCGCAAGUAUGCCCAGCAUCUCGGAAGCGACAUCCACAAGGCAUACAUCCUCCCCGUGGUCUGGCUUCUCAUUGUCUGGUUCUGUUAUCCCGUCUGCUGGGGCGUCAGCGAGGGCGGAAACGUAAGAUCUCACCGUGCACCAUACAUCCCGAAGCACCAACGACAAUAUGGCUAAUUUUCCCGUUCCUCAGGUCAUCGCUCCCGACUCGGAAGCCGUCUACUACGGCAUCCUCGACCUGCUCGCCAAACCCUUCUUCUCCAUCCUCACGCUCAGCCUGCACCGCAAGAUCGAUCCCGCCCGCAUGGGCCUCAAAUUCCGCGACUACGACGAGGACUUCUUCCACGGCCACUGGCGACCGGAGCGCGACAGCCACGUGCCCCAGAUCCCCCGCGACCCGGAAAAGGAAGAGCCUCCGGCGGGCGACGGCGUUCGUGGUGGGGGUUCGGGCGACGCGCAGCCCGCCGCCGCCGCCGCCAAUGGCCAGGACACUGCCGCCCCGCCGGCUCCGCCGCCUGCCAGUUCUGAGUAA